GGUGUAGUUCCAACAACUGACAGUCGGCAAAAUAAAUUGACUUGAGUUUACGAAAUUACAAAUGUCAAAAAGAAAAUAUUUUUGGUUAUAUGUUUGUGUCUAAUGUGAAGAGAAGUUCCAAAUAAAUAUAAAUAAUGGCUUAUUUAAGAUCUUUACGAAACCAAUUUAAAUAUUUUACAUACCAAAAAAUGAACUUUUCACAAGAAAUAACUGAACCUAAGUUUGAAACGGUAUUUUCAUUUCCUUCAAUAAAGUAUAUUGCCAUCAUAAACAGACUUAAAAUGUAUCACAUCUUCGGAACUUCUAUUGGUAUACCUGGUUGUGGAGUUUUAGAAAUGGCCAAUGCAGUGCCUCCUACCACUUUUUUAUCUGCAUCAUAUAUUGGUUUGACUGGAGCAGCUCUAUUGUGUUUAGCAACUUUACCAUUUCGUAAUAUUAUUGGAUUCUUGUACAUAAGUGAAGAUAAUAAAUAUAUUAAAAUAUCAUCUGUAAACUAUUGGGGAAAAAGAGUAGACAAAGUCAUACCUGCUGAUGACUGGAUGCCACUUCUUGAUAUGUCCUCAAAACCUAUGGAUCCAAUUUACCUUUCACCGCAACUUACAGAUGGAAGUACAUAUAAAUUAUUAGUCAAAUUUGGCAAUGUAUUAAAUGCAAAAAAAAUGGGACAAGUUUUAGAAUAAUUUUAAAAGAUACUUAUGUAGUCAUUUGUAAAUAUUUUUAAUUAAUUAAACUUAGUAUGAUCAAA
This is a messenger RNA of Ostrinia nubilalis (European corn borer), 745 nucleotides long. RefSeq names its product transmembrane protein 186. Gene Ontology annotation, cellular component: mitochondrion. NCBI's taxonomy places the organism in Eukaryota, Metazoa, Arthropoda, Insecta, Lepidoptera, Crambidae. Bases 135 to 680 code for a protein of 181 amino acids. The transcript has 2 exons. The record is from RefSeq and is a predicted model, not a curated record.